Saccostrea echinata is the source of this 1392-nucleotide messenger RNA. RefSeq lists its product as uncharacterized. The transcript is spliced from 5 exons. NCBI's taxonomy places the organism in Eukaryota, Metazoa, Mollusca, Bivalvia, Ostreida, Ostreidae. The coding region runs from base 12 to 599 and encodes 195 amino acids. The record is from RefSeq and is a predicted model, not a curated record.
AAAAAGAAGAUAUGGAUUUGUAUCGUGGAUUUCUUAAGUUAACUUUGGUGAUGUUCCUACUUGUGCAAGAGGUGUUGGCAUUCACGAAGUGUGAGGUCUCAGUACUUACCGUUAAGGUAGUUGACGCAUGCCCAACCGACGAAGAGUCGUGGAGAAAGGCAGCAGAGAGAUUCAAUUGUUCAUCUAUUCCUCAGUCGUGUUCACAAUCAUCUGGAGACAAUGCUCAAUAUUUUAAAUUUCAGUAUCAUUGUGUUAUCAACGCAUGGAGAAAUGCGACAUUAGAAGUAUGCGCACCUAAUCGCACUAUCCUUGGCUUUUGUACAGAAUUCAACUUACAAGGGGCAUUAAUUCAGGACAACUAUGACGCAGAGUGCACAAAACAUAAUCCACCAUGUCCAACCAGUUAUAACUCAGCGGAGGCAUACAAAUAUCAAACGUGCUAUGAAAUGGUCAAAGAAAACCGACUGAGAAACAAGCAAGAGAGUAAAAAGGAAAAUAUUUCUGGAUAUACAAGUUUAUCGUCAUCAAACAGGAUAACUGGACAUCUUGAUGUGAUUACUUACCUGCUUCUCUUUGAAGUUGUUUUAAGACAUUUGUGAUAGUGACCUAGUUUGUAAUAUUAAUAUAUGUAUAAAUGUUUGAAUAUAUGUACAUGUACGUAUGUAUGAACGAACGUUUCGACUUAUGCAUCGUAUGUAUGUUUGUAUGCAUUAAUGUAUGGGUUAUUGUGUGAAUGACGAUGGAUUGAUCUGCAUUGGAAAAAGAAAAAGACGUAUGAUCAAAAUACUAUGUAAAACUUUAUUACCCACCCAAUUUUCCUCAUUAUUAAAUUGGGAAAAGAUCUUACUUAAAAGCCAUUUAAAUUGUAAAUCAUUUCAUACAUAUUAAAAACAAAAUCUUUAAAAUACGGAAAUUUUUAAAACGGAUUCUGUAGUGAAAUGUAAGAAAAAUCAUUACUUAGAGAAUAGGGUUCGGAGAUGAUUUGACUACUGUUUUUCCUUUGCCAAAGAACCUUUUGAUUGUUUAAUUUUAAUUAAAACGUGUUUAAUCGAUGUUACACGGAAAUCAACGAGGAUACUGUCCUGGCAAUAACUCAAAGGAGAGUAAAUUGAAUUUUCUUGCAAUAUCUUGUUUUAACACAGUGGUAUUUUAAUCAUGUUAUCUUUUUCAAGAUCUUAUUUUUGAAGAUUUUUUUUUUCUAAAGCGGAUGAUUAAUAGAAUUACCUCGAAGGAGAUUAUUGGAAAUAAACAGACUGCAAAAUCUGCUGCAUGCAUCCUGUUGUUUUCUUUCUAAGUGAUGGAUAAUUGAACAUAUCUGUUUAUUGUAUAAAUGUAUAUAUUUUUUUUAUUAGUGUACACGGCAUUUCCUGUAAAAGAUGAAGAGUUAAUAAA